AUGUUGGCUGCGUACUACGGUCAUGCGGACGUGGUCAAGCUCCUGAUCCAGCAUGGAGCUGACCCCAACAGACUGAAUGACAAGCGUCAAAGUCCCAUCGCGGGCGCUGUCUUCAAGGGCCUGGAUGCAGUCCUCCUGGAGGGUGGUGCUGACCCAGAAUAUGGCAAGCCAUCAGCGAUCCAGUGCCUCACAAUGUUCAACCAAGAGGGUAAGUGGAAGGACAAGUUCGAGAACGCACCAGGAAGAGGAAAGGCAAAGGCAGUGCCUCAGGAUCAGGCGGAGGAGAGGGCCCCCGAGAAGUUCAAAGCAUGA
Messenger RNA from Colletotrichum lupini, 312 nucleotides. RefSeq lists its product as uncharacterized. Lineage: Eukaryota; Fungi; Ascomycota; Sordariomycetes; Glomerellales; Glomerellaceae. Bases 1 to 312 code for a protein of 103 amino acids. The record is from RefSeq and is a predicted model, not a curated record. The transcript has 2 exons. Gene Ontology annotation, molecular function: protein binding.